CACACAGAUUUAUUUAACAUAUUCGCGCGAGUGGUAAGUAUAAUAGAAUGCGCGCUGGAACAACGAUUCUCUACUUAAUGUGGUUCGCGAUCACAACGAGAAUAAAAAAUGUCAAUUGCGUUGCAAAGACAAAAAUUAUCGGAGGACGACCCGUUCACAUAAGCCAGCGUCCAUUCAUGCUGUCUUUGCAUAAUUCUCAAGGAUUCGUGUGCGGUGCCAGUAUACUGUCUCGAAAAUGGGCCAUCACUGCUCUUCACUGUCUGGUUUCAGAUGACAUAGCAGAUUAUUACGUACGCGCCGGGUCAAAUACGCCUUAUGGAGGAUCGUUGCACAGAAUUACUAACUUGUACGCGUACAACGACACGACGUUUCUGUAUUGGUUUUCCAGCAUGUUCUAUCACGACAUCGCGUUAUUCCAAGUAUGGCCACCUUUUCGAUUUUCGAAUUCAGUUAGGGUUGUUCGGCUGCCCGACGAGUUCAGCCAGCCGCCUCGUAAACUGUACGUCUGUGGCUGGGGUUACAUUGAUUUUCGAAGCGACACAAGCAUAAGCAAUGCCCUGAUGGGUGUCUACGUUCGUCGAACGCCGUACGAAAUUUGCGUCGACGAAUCUCCGGAGUACAAUACUCUCGUGAAAGAAGAACAGCAUCUCUGUUACGGAAGUUACGGAAAGGACUCGUGUUACGGGGACUCGGGAGGCCCGUUGGCAAGUAAAAACACUAUUUAUGGAAUCGUAUCCUUUGGCCAAAAGUGUGGCGUGGUGUCAGGGGUUUACACGAAAGUCUCGUACUAUCGUGGCUGGAUCAGGAAAGUCACAAAUCUAUAAUCGAAAGCAGCAAAAAUGAA
Molecule: messenger RNA, 844 nt
Organism: Colletes gigas
Lineage: Eukaryota; Metazoa; Arthropoda; Insecta; Hymenoptera; Colletidae
Product: trypsin 3A1-like
Exons: 5
Coding region: 48-824 (258 amino acids)
Biological process (GO): proteolysis
Molecular function (GO): serine-type endopeptidase activity
Source: RefSeq, a predicted model, not a curated record